AUGCUGUCUCAAAGAAGUCGUAGGGAAGAAUCAUUGGAAGAGUAUUUUUAUGACAAAGCUAAAUUAGUCAGUAAUUGCAAAAUAAAAGGAAAAUCGGCAGUUGACUGUAUAAUACAUGGCAUUUUUGAUCAUAAUGUAAAACUAAAUGCCCAAGGUGCUAAUUUUAAAACUCCAGACAAACUCCUUAAAUAUUUGCGCAGUAUUUCAAUUAAAAACUUCAGCAAAGACUUCAAGAAGCACACUUUUACAUUAAGAGCUCCCUCAAGUUCUAUAAAAAGAACUGAAAGAAGUAAAGAUAAUAGACUAUCUAAUGCAACAGCUAUGACUCGCACUUGCUAUAAUUGCUCUGAGCUAGGACACAUUGCACCUAAAUGCCACAAGGAAAUUCAAAAAUGCUUAAAAUGUAAUCGCUUAGGACAUAAGGCUGAAUACUGUAGACGUGACUUCAACAUAGAGAACAAGAGAUUAAAUGUAAAUGCAGACGGUAAUGUAAACAAGGUGCAAUGUAUUACAGCUCAGGACGAAACACGAGAAAAUAAUAUAUAUCAUAAAAUUGUGAAAGUAAACAAUACACCAAUAACUACAUUUGUAGAUUUUGGAAGCCAGUGUACAAUCAUUAAAAAUAGUAUAGCUAAAGAACUGAAUUUACUUAUAAAUUGUGAUACUUUGCCACUUAUAAGAGGAUUUGCUUUCGGUACAUUAACACCUAUAGGAAGAGUAAAAAUAAAUAUUUGUAUAGACUUUGUUGAUGUAAAUAUUGAAGCUUUUGUGGUGCCAGAUGAGUUUUUGAACACCGAUAUGUUACUGGGACAAAAUGUCACAGAGAUGUCUGAUGUUGUUGUCUUUAAGACUAUUUCAAGUUUAAUACUUUAUUCAUAUAAAGCAGAGGCGGAUAAAAUAAAGCUAUUUAUUCUAGAAGAUACUAUUGUUAGGGGUAUGCAUAUAGUCAAAGUAUGUUGCGAUAUAAAAUACACGGGGCACAUAUAUUUACCUGGUAAUACCUGCUUUAAGGAUGGAGAAGAAAUAAUUACUCUACCAGGAGUGUAUGCCGUAAGAGAAAAUCUGGGUUAUAUUCCCGUCAUAUGCUUCACCAAUAAAGAUGUCUUACUAAAGAAAGGUAGACUUCUCGCACGGGUUCACAUACUUCACGGACAGCCCGAUGCAUUACCUACAGAGCCACCAACUGAACUGCAGAUAAAUAAAAUGAAUUCUAUUGACCGGUUAAAAACCUCAGGCGAUAAUGUGAUAACUAUCGAAAUGUUAAACAUUGGCAGUGAUUUAACACAGAUGCAGGAAGAUGAACUCAUGACUAUGGUAAACGAAUUUCGAGACUGUUUUGCGUUAAACUUGCAUGAACUAGGGAUGACGGACAUAACUGAAAUGCACAUACAAUUACAUGACGAUACACCAGUAUCAUAUAAACCCUACAGAUUACCUUAUAGUGAAAGAUUAGUUGUACGCGACAUAGUAAACGAAUUAUUAGACGCCAAAAUAAUCCGUGAUUCCAACUCAUCCUAUGCCAGCCCUAUAGUACUUGUUAAGAAAAAAAAUGGAGAACACCGUUUGUGCGUCGACUAUCGAGCGCUCAAUAAGAAAACCAUAAAAGACUCAUAUCCAAUGCCAGUUAUUGACGAUCAAUUAGACCGUCUUAGCGGUAAAGUGUAUUUUACAAGUCUCGAUCUUAAGUCGGGGUACUACCAAAUACCGAUGGCCGAGGGGUCUAGACACUUAACGGCAUUUGUAACUCCAAACGGGCAUUACGAAUAUACACGUAUGCCGUUUGGUCUCGUCAAUGCACCUGCCGUAUUUCAACACAUGGUUAACAAAGCACUCGGAAAAGAUAGAUACGACUUGGCUAUCCCUUAUAUGGAUGACUUGCUCUCUCCUGCAACAACCAUUGACGAAGGGUUAGCAAAAGUGCGCAAAAUUUUGAUAUCGUUACGUAGAGCUGGCUUGACUUUGAAUAUAAAAAAAUGUUAUUUCUUCAAAAGAGAACUAGAUUAUUUAGGAUACGAGGUAUCUUGCGAAGGCCUGCGACCAGGUAGUAAGAAAACUGAAGCUGUAGCUUCUUUCCCUACUCCUACAAAUGUACAUCAAGUCAGGCAAUUUGUAGGACUAGCUAGUUUUUUUCGAAGGUUUAUUAUCGGAUUCGCAAGUAUUGUUAAACCAUUAACAACCCUUACCAAAACUAAUGUUGCAUGGAAAUGGGGAGAAGAGCAAGAGACAGCUGUUCAAAUUAUCAAAUCCAAAUUAGUUGAGAGACCAAUAUUGGCACUAUAUAACCCUGCAUAUUUAACAGAGGUACAUUGCGAUGCAAGUAAGUUAGGCGUUGGUGGCAUCAUAUUGCAGAAGCAGAACGAGAACCUACCACUCAAGCCGGUCGCAUAUUUUAGCAAACAGACCACCAAGGACGAGGAGCAUUUACACUCUUACGAGUUAGAAACACUCGCCGUUGUUUUGUCAUUAAAGAAAUUUCGUAAAUAUUUAAUAGGGAUUCCUUUUAAGGUGUAUACAGAUUGUAAUGUUCUAAGGACAACGUUAACAAAAAGGGACUUAAUUCCUCGUAUAGCCAGGUGGUGGUUGUUGUUACAGGAAUAUAAUUUUAGUAUUGAGUAUAGACCAGGUGAAAGCAUGAGACACGUCGAUGCUUUAAGCCGAAACCCUAUCCAAGGAACAAAUGUGAAUGAUUGGGAUGAUAUUAGUGCUUUUGAAGUUAUGAAUAUUACAACUACGGAAUGGCUACAAUCAGUUCAAAUGACAGACCCAAAACUUAAAUUAGUGAAAGCAAUUCUAGAUAGUGACAGCAAAGAUAUCAAAGACAUAAUAGAUAAUUACGUAGUAAAGGAUGCUAAAAUCUACAGGAAGGUAGGCGAUGCAUUAAAAUGGGUAGUGCCAAAUAACGCCAGAUGGCGUGUUUGCCAACUUAACCAUGAUGAAGCAGGUCAUUUCUCCUAUGAUAAGACUUUGCAUAAAAUAAAGCAUGAUUACUGGUUCCCUAAAAUGAACCGAUUUGUCCGGAAAUAUGUUGCAGCAUGUCUUAAUUGUCAAUAUAAUAAGGCAUCGACUUCAAAACGAAGCGGUUUUUUGCAUCCCAUACCCAAAGGUAAUGUUCCAUUUCAAACAUUACACAUGGACCACUUGGGACCAUUUGUUAGAAGUAAAUGCGGAAAUACGUAUUUACUGGGUAUUAUCGAUGGAUUUAGUAAAUUUAUUUUCAUUAGAGCCGUUAAAAACCUAAAAAGUAAGACGACGGUUAAGAUCUUGACCGAUAUAUUUGGCGUUAUAGGUAGUCCAAAAGUAAUAAUUUCGGACAGAGGGACUAGCUUCACAUCGACAACAUUUAAAAAUUUCGUGAAUUCCAUUGGUGCAAGACACGUUCUAAAUGCGGUUGCAACACCUCGCGCUAAUGGACAGAUCGAACGGUACAAUCGUACUAUACUGGAAUCAUUAGCAGCAUCAAAUUACGGUUUAGACGAACGGGACUGGGACACUCACAUUAACAAAGUUCAAUGGAGUUUAAACAAUACGCGUAACAAGAGUACUGGUGCUACUCCGUCCGAGGUAGUUUUCGGGCGAAACACCAUGAACCCAAGUGAAGGACCUAUUCUAAAUGCCGUUCAGGAUGUGAACUCAAACACUCAUAAUAAUCAGUCAGAAAAUGAACUAAAUAAUACUAGAGACACCAUUCGUAACCUAGUUGUAGAAAGAACGAAAUCUAAUCAGCAUGCCAUGAAGAAAUAUUACGAUACAAAAAAGGCACCAACUCAAUUCUUUUCAGUAGGUGACCUUGUAAUGAUUCCAAACUAUCACAUUCCUGCGAAUGGUAAAAGUAAGAAGUUACACCCAAAAUAUAGAGGACCUUUCAGAAUUAAUGCUGUACUUGACAAUGACCGGUACGAGAUUGUUAGCAUAGAUGGAUAUUCCAAACGCAAAUAUAAAAGCGUUUAUGCCGCAGACGCGUUGAAGAAGUGGAUCACUUUUACAGCUGAUAGCAGUGAUCAUGGUGCUAAAAUAAAUUCUAAUGACUCUAGCGAGGACAGUACUCAAUCUGUCAAUAAUUAG
Parnassius mnemosyne (clouded apollo) is the source of this 4062-nucleotide messenger RNA. The record is from the annotation of a GenBank genome assembly. Lineage: Eukaryota; Metazoa; Arthropoda; Insecta; Lepidoptera; Papilionidae.